This is a messenger RNA of Orussus abietinus, 1102 nucleotides long. RefSeq names its product peroxiredoxin-5, mitochondrial (gene Prx5). The coding region runs from base 386 to 946 and encodes 186 amino acids. Gene Ontology annotation, biological process: hydrogen peroxide catabolic process; cellular response to oxidative stress; cell redox homeostasis. Gene Ontology annotation, molecular function: thioredoxin peroxidase activity. NCBI's taxonomy places the organism in Eukaryota, Metazoa, Arthropoda, Insecta, Hymenoptera, Orussidae. The record is from RefSeq and is a predicted model, not a curated record. The transcript is spliced from 4 exons. Gene Ontology annotation, cellular component: mitochondrion; peroxisome; cytoplasm.
AUAUUGCAUUACGUAAAUCGUUCUCUGUCCUCUAUAUUCGUUUAUAUCUGUCUCGGUUGGUCACGGUCGACGACGAGUCGUUCUUGAACGUAUCGACGCGGAUGAGUUAUUCCUCAAGCGACAUGGAUGGAACAAGGCCGAGGGUCAUAGAGUCUUUGGUUUCCUUCAUUGAUUUUCAUGUUUUUCUUGACCAAGAUUAUGUACUAAUAUUGAAUUAAAUUAAUACCUUCCCAGCAAUUAAUCUCGGAGGUUGCGCAAGACAGGGUCAGAAGGGCACCGGUCUGCGCCGGUUCUGUUAGCUCGAUUGGUCGUCGCGACUCUUUCAAACUUUUUAUCUUAAAUAAAGGAUAAGCGUUGUCCUUGCUGGAAUACAACCGCUGCGCAGAUGAGUCCGCUAGCACGACACGCCAUUCCGACUUUAGGUCGACCGUCGUUCGCUUGUCUCGCUCGCGGGUUUCGAACGUCUAUACAAAACAUGGUUAUUUCGGUAGGAGAUAAGGUUCCUGCUGUCGAUUUGUACGAAGAUACUCCGGCUAACAAAGUCAAUCUCCACCAGCUGUCGCAAGGAAAGAAAAUUAUUGUCUUCGCAGUGCCUGGUGCCUUCACGCCAGGCUGUUCAAAGACUCAUCUGCCUGGGUAUGUGCAAAAAGCGGACGAACUUAAAUCCAAAGGAUAUGCGGAGAUCUGUUGCAUCGGUGUCAAUGAUCCUUUCGUUAUGGCAGCAUGGGGCAAACAACAAGGAGCCGAUGGAAAGGUACGCAUGUUAGCGGAUUCAGCAGCUGCGUUUACUUCAGCGGUUGAUCUCGGGGUGGACUUACCAGUGUUGGGUGGAAAGCGGAGCAAGCGUUACUCGAUGGUAAUCGAAAACGGAAUUGUAAAGCAACUGAACGUCGAACCAGAUGGUACUGGUCUGUCGUGCUCUUUGGCUGAUAACAUUAAACCUUAAGAUCGUAAUGUACAAAUCUGCUGGUUGUAAAACAUUAUUAACUAAGAUGUUUUUGGCAUUAGACUUAUCACUUGCGUGGUAUGUAGAUGUUCUACUGUUUUUGUGAAAUGUUAAUUAUCAUAUGAAUAUAUCAGAGUAGAGAGUGUUGCAGUUAAA